CACUAAGAUUUCUUCGCAUACAAGAUAAGUAAUUCGCUAUAAGGUUGUUGGAACAAGACGUGUUCUUCCACAGCAUAAAUUAUGAGCUAUCUUUUAAAUCAGUAUAUUGUAUUCAUAUAGCUAGACUCUCAAGUAACGACUUCCUUUAUACGCGGAAGUGGAAGUUAAUGGGGUGCUUCUUAUUUUGCAAAGGAUGAGUCAAAAUGCUCGAAUUCAUUCCAGAACCAUGUGUGCCUUAUCUAGUCCUUACCUUCAAUACAAUUGUCUUCCAAAUAUUCAGAAAACUUAUUCAGAGGUUUAGUCCAAGAUCCAUCCAGAUUGUUUUAGCAGAAAUCAUUGCCACAUUAGAGCUUUGUACAGCAUGCGCAGAAUUAGGUGUUGUGUAUGAAAUUCAUGGCUAUCUAGGCUUAGGAACAGCUCUACAGUUAUUGUGUUUCUGGUGGUGUUGGGUGUGGGUUGAUGCCGAAGCCUGCCCUUGCGGACCACUUGAGGAAUGUUUAUUUGGAAAUGGCUUAGAUUCAGAAGUAAUGAAAAAACUUAUUGGUCAAGGAAUCGGUGGAGCUUUAACGACGUUUUGGAUUACAUACAUCUGGUCUUACCAUAUGACUGCAGAACAUGAAGCCCUACAUACUGCAGCUGAAUGCCAGGCUGGACUACAGGUACAUAUGGCUGUUGGAGCGUUAAUUGAAGGAAUAAUUACUUUCAUUAGUCGUAUAAUUGCCUUACAAUCCACAGUAUGGAUUCCGGAGUUGCAAUUAUCUGCAAAUGCCAUUGUUACAACAAUUCUAGUGUUAGCAGCUACGAGUACAACAGGUGGCUUUUUCAAUCCAGUUCUUGCCACUGCACUCACCUUAGGUUGUAAAGGAAAUACUCUAGUAGAGCAUCUUGUUGUUUAUUGGAUUGGCUGUCUGGUCGGUGGAUUCAUGGCACGAAUUGUGUAUGAAGCCCGAAGCCAAUCCGAAAAGUAUAAAGAAUUAUAAUUGUGAUAAAUCAUUAUUUCAAGUCUUCCUAUCAUUAAGUUUUAUGUGUUGUCUUCCACUGCCAGAAAAGAAGAGUAUUUACUAUCGUUAAUCAUUAUUCAGAAAUCGUGUUGUUCUCUUAACAUCCAAAAUGCGAUGUUGGUUUUUGCAUUGCUGAAAUAAACUCAUUUAAAUCCUU
This is a messenger RNA of Uloborus diversus, 1158 nucleotides long. RefSeq names its product aquaporin-11-like (gene AQP). The record is from RefSeq and is a predicted model, not a curated record. The transcript has 6 exons. Gene Ontology annotation, cellular component: cytoplasm. Gene Ontology annotation, molecular function: channel activity. NCBI's taxonomy places the organism in Eukaryota, Metazoa, Arthropoda, Arachnida, Araneae, Uloboridae. Bases 204 to 980 code for a protein of 258 amino acids.